Melampsora larici-populina 98AG31 is the source of this 813-nucleotide messenger RNA. RefSeq lists its product as uncharacterized. The transcript has 3 exons. Lineage: Eukaryota; Fungi; Basidiomycota; Pucciniomycetes; Pucciniales; Melampsoraceae. The record is from RefSeq and is a predicted model, not a curated record. Bases 1 to 813 code for a protein of 270 amino acids.
AUGACCACUUUCAUCCCUUACGAAAGCGCCGUUCCAAAUACCUCAAACAGUUCCUUCAGCGAGAUACCCGUCGGCGAUAGGGACCCUCAUACCUCCACAACUGUUACUCCUGAAAAUUCAAUCCCACAUAACCUUCAAGGAAUCAACAAUGACAAAGCAAUAGAUAACUCUUCAGCUGAAGUUCUUGCGGAAGCGCCACAACUAGCACAUACAUCUGAAGUUGAACCGUCGAUAAUUUCAAACUUUACAGAAAAACCACAUUCUUCUGACACUUUGGAUUCAUCCUCUAUCAUUAACAAAACGGGAUCUUUAAACUUGAACACGAUUCCCCUACCAUCAAAUCCGACGACUGUCACUCAAACACAGGAUUAUACAAAAGAGUCACUCAAGAUCCUAGGUUAUAUUACCCUCGCAUUUGCCAUCUUCUUUUUUAUAGGAUUAAUUCCAAUCAUAAGAAAACAUUUAAAAGAAAGAAAACAGAGAAAGUUAAGCGAAGUUGAAUUUGAUGAAUUUCAACGUUCAUUAGAACACUCUACAGAUCCAGUUGAAAUCAAUAGAAAUUAUAGACUGAAGAAAUACCCGAUUCCAGCUAUGAGAAGGUCUUCUAGUUCGAUUAUCUCUUAUUCACGUCACCCUCGAGGUCUUAUGAUCCAAACUGAUCCAAUCGAUUUUUCGACUCCUCGUACUUCCUUGACUCGACCGCCUCCAGUUAGAAAACCAAAUGUUCAACAUCAAAGCUUUGUUUCUGAUCUUAGUUAUCCUACUACUACAUAUAGUCUGAAUCUACCGAUAAGAUAUGAACCAACAGAUUAA